AUGUGGUCAACUAGUCUCAUAUUACCUAAACUGUUGAUUUUUCUCUAUAUUUUGGUUAUUUUCGUUGUCAAAAGUAGCCAAAUUGAGUAUACUAUUCAUGACUACAACUAUUACAAUAUCAGUGCUGGUAGUAAUGAAAGGAGCGGUAAAAGUAAGUUGGUUUAUAAUUUUUUUUAAAAAAAGAAAUUUCUUGCCAUUUUUUGGUUUGUAAAGAAAAUUUGUGUCAUUUUUUUAUUUUCAAAGAAAGUUUUUGCCAUUUUUUAAUUUGUAAAAAAAGUUCUUGCCAUUUUAAGCUCUGUAAAGAAAGUUAUUGCCAUUUUUUAAUUUGUAAAGAAAGUUCUUGCCAUUUCUUGGUUUGUAGAGAAAGUUCUUGCUAUUUUGUAAUUUGUAAAGAAAGUUCUUGCCACUUUUUGUUUUGUAAAGAAAGUUCUUGCCAUUUUUUGUUUUGUAAAAAAAGUUUUUGUCAUUUCUUGGUUUGUAAAGAAAGUUUUUGCCAUUUUAUGGCUUAUCAAAAAAAUUUACAAAAAAAUUUUAAUUGCAAGAACUUUCUUUACACUAAGUUUGCUUUUCUGUGAAAAAACUUUAAUUGGUUUUAGAAGUAAAAUGCAUGUUUGAUGGCCAAAGACUGGACUUGGAUCAAGUUUCGAACGGUCGAACUGACGCCAAUUGCUACAACUGUGUUUGUAAAGUAAGUUUCUUCUUCUAGGGCUAGACCUAGGGCAAUGUUUUUUUAUCAGAUUCGGAUAGGUUGACUUAAGCUGGUGUGGACUGGUCUCUGCUGGGCUGAACUGCGUUAAACUGGACUCAGAUGAGCUGAUUUUGAAUUAGGUGGACUGGCCUGGUCUGGGUUGACUUGGAACGAGCUAGGCAGGAUUAGGCUGAGGCUAGGCUGACGUAAGCUGAAAUAAGCUAUGGUGGACUGGCGUGAGUUGAGAUAGGCCAAGCUGGGGUUUGGACUAGGUAUAGAUUUGGGACUAAGGCUGGGCUAGGGCUCUAGGCUCGGGCUCUGGGCUAGGGCUCUGGGCUGAGGCUCUGGGCUAGGGCUCUGGGCUAGGGCUCUGGGCUAGUAGGGCUCUGGGCUAGGGCUCUGGGCUAGGGCUCUGGGCUAGGAUUCUGUGCUGGGCUGGGCUAGGCUAAAAUAUAAAAAAUCAAUUUUCAGCACGAAAACUUGCUCUGUACUAAAAAAGAAUGUCCAUCAAUCAGCCCAAUUUGCCCUCUGGUUGAGCCUUCUGAAGACAAUGCCUGUUGUCCAGAGUGUAGUAAAUGUAAAAUCAAGACCGGUCGAUCGAAACAACAUGGUGCUAUUUGGGCUAGUAAUAGUGAUCGUUGUACUAGAGAGAUGUGUCAGGUUAGUUUUGCCAUUUUUUAAAUCUGUAAAGAAAGUUCUUGCCGUUUUAUGGUUUUUAAAGAAAGUUUUUGCUAUUUUAAGAUCUGUGAUAAAAGUUCUUGCAAUUUUAAGUUUUGUAAAAAAAAUUAUUGCCAUUUUUCAAAAACCAAUUUGUUUACCUACCACUUUGUGUUAAUUACGGUAAUCUUACAUAAUCAAUCAGAUUAUGAUAUGGAAUCGAUUAUGUUGGACACGGUAAUUGACCUGGCACACGCCAAUUAUAGCUACCAUAAGGUCAAGUGUUACCUAAAAUUGCGUGAAUUACAAUAAAAUCAAAAUGUUUUAAAAAAUUGUUGCUAUCAUGACAUGCUUGUACCUAUAUACUCACUGGUAAUAUAUAAAAAUCAAUUUUUAGACCGGAGUAACCACCUAUAGUAAAAUGCACUGCUUAAGUGACUGUGACAACCCAGUUUAUAUGGCCAAAACUUGUUGUCCAUUAUGUCCGGUAAAAAAGACAAAACGAUUACAUUUUGACCCAUGCGUCAGAUGUGAAGUCAUUUGUAAGUUUUUUGUCAGAAAUUUCAAAAAAUUUAAAUUUUAAAAUUUCAUCGGCCAAAACCGCCAAUUUUUUGAUUUUUUGCUUGUUUUUGAGUCGUUUUGCCAUUCUUUUUUGGAUUAUCUUGAAACUUUUUAAGUUUAGAUAAUGCCAAAAGCAUAAAGAACAUUGUUUUGUACCUAACACGUCAAUUUCAUAUCAUAUACACGUUAUAUUUUGGUAGUUUUUCUCAAUUUUUGGCUUCCAAGUUCAAAAAAGUUCGAAUCUGCUUGGAUGCAAAGAUCAGUUUUGCGCUGUAAAACAAGUUUUCGCAUCAUAAACUUGUUGUGAAUUAUUUCAAAAUUAAUAUAAAUUAUUUGUGUGUACUUAGAAUCUUAAUUUCAUGACGUAUACACGUUUAAUUGUGGCAGUUUUACUCAAUUUUCGACUUUCAAAUUUAGAAAAGUUCGAAUCCUCUUGGAUGCAAAGGGCGUUUUUGCCAUUCUUUUUUCGAUUUUGGUAAAAAAUGUUAAAUUUAGCUAAUGUUGAAAGCAUGAAGAAUAUUUUUUGUGUUUAAAAUUUUAAUUUCAUUACGUAUACACGUUAAAUUUUGGCAGUUUUGCUCAAUUUUUGGCUUCCAAAUCUACAAAAGUUCGAAUCUGCUUGGAUGCAAAGGUCAUUUUUGCGCUGUAAAAAAAGUUUUUGCAUAAAAUUUGUUUUAUAAAUUUCUUCAAAAGUUACAUACAGGUUUAUUGCACUUUUUAGUUGUAGCAGUUUUUAUAUUUUUCACACUCAACACUAAUUUAUAUUGUUUUAGUUGGUCUCUACGAGCAAUGUUUCAAACUCGCCUGCCCUGUCCUCAACUGCCCCAUCUCCACUCAAAUUCAGAAGCCAGGUCAAUGUUGUCCAGAAUGUGGUCAACAACGUCAGAUUCACAAAAUCGACCAUUAUUGCGAGUUCCGUGGUCAAUAUUUGAAGCUUGGCUAUGCUUUUCGACCAGAUGUUUGUUCAAGAUGUGAAUGCACUGUAUAUGGCGUCGUAUGUAAGAGAUUCGUAUGUCCACCAAACUGCCGGCAUCCCAGGUAUAUGCCACAGGUGUGUUGUCCGUUUUGCGACCGGUCGAAAGAGGCAGAGGAUCCGAGUGAGCGGUUGUGCUAUGUUCAGAUCAAUAACAAUGUCACCAAGUAUAAGGUGGGUUUUUACUUUUGAAUUUUGAAAAGAUUAUCUUAUUUGUUUGAUGUUUAGGUAACAAAAAGUCAGUUUUUCAGAGCCUAAAAUAAUUUUCUAAUGCUUUUUUAUUAAAUUCAACAAGUUAAGCAUCGGUGCGCUUGAUUACCGAAAAGUUCGAUUCCGCUUGAAUGUAAACUACAAAAAUAGGGUCGUAAAGAAAGUUUUUGUAGAAAAUUUAUAACGAAUAUUAAAAGGCAGGCUAGAAUACAUCUUUUUAACGUUAUUUUAGUUUUUUUAUUUACUGGUCUAAAAGUUAUUGCCCGUUUUGUCCAAUUCUAGCCUGUUUUUAGGAGAAAUUUUAUGAUUUUAGCUAAAAUAAAAGUUUGUAAAGAAAGUUUUUGCAAGAAAAAUGUAUUAACUCUAAUUUACAUUUAAAUUUGACAUUUUUCUAUUCAAACCGAUUUUUAAAUUUUAGAUUGGAAAUAUAUUUAUUGCGCGUUUUGUCCGCUUUUUGCUUUUUUUUGAGUAAUAUUUUAGGGUUUUAGCUGAAAUAUAAAUCUGUAAAGAAAGUUUUUGCAUUCAAAGUAUGUUUAAACGUAUUAACAAUUUAAUUUUACAUAUUUUCAUAAAAAACGAUUUCUAAAUUUUAGAUUGGAAAUAAAGUUAUUGCGUAUUUUCUUCUUUGUGGUUUAGAACUUGAAGCCUUACUUUAGUACUUUUUGGUUCAUAAGCUAUAUCUUUGGGUACUUUUCUAUACUUUUUUAGAUUUUAAAGUAAGAACUGAUAUCUUACAUUACUAUUAAGACUAUAUUGUUACCUCACUACUUCUAAUUUUUUUCAAGAUCUUCACUUUUAGCAAUCCGAGCAAUGGUCCCCAGAGCCUUGUUCAAUUUGUCGCUGUGAGAACGGUGAAAUAUCAUGUAAAACCAAGACUUGCCCAAUGUUAAACUGCCCAGUAACUAUUGCCAAUCCAGAUGACAAAUGCUGUAAAAUGUGCAAAGAGCCAGCUACUAGGCCAGGUUUAAAUUUGCCAAGCUUGAGAAGAGAACUUCAUUGUUCAUUGAGCAAGAAUGGUUUGGUUGGCACGUUCGAUGGUGAAUUCUUCCGACUGGAUUCUGGAUCUUGCGAAUUUGUUUUGACUCAGAGAUGCGCUUUGGAUGGGUAAGUGCCUUGCCUUGCCUCGCCUUGCCUUGCUCACCCUACUUUAAUAUACUCUACCCUUCCCUAACGUACCCUACCCUACGGUAUUUUCUUUUCUUCGACAGUACUUCCCCUUACCGUAACUUACCCUACUUUAUCCCCGUUCUUUUGCAUAGCAUCCUGUCCUACGCUACUGUAAUUUAUUUCCUUUUACAGUACCCUGUCCUAACCUAUCGUACUUACUCUACUCUACUCUUAUCAUACUCUACCUUUCAGAAAUGCAUCACCUUUUAUAAUAACCAUAAAAAUGGCACCAAAUGGGACUCCGAAGAAGAUUGGAGUUGAAUUGGCGAUUCAUAAUGGCUACAAACUGGGGAAGAUGUAUCUGAUUCAUGGCAAAGUAAGUAGCUUUACCUAUAAAACGACCCGUUUUCUCUAACUUAGUUCAAGGCCUGCUCUUGAUAGGAUACGGCAACUUAAGGGACAUGAUGUUGACUAUAAGAGAUGACAAGAAAGCAUAAUAUAAUACAGUAAUUUUCUGAUUUUAGGAGCUAAAAUACCGAAACCGUCGGAUCAAAUUGCCUAGGGAUACGGACCGUUUCCGAGCUUUUAUCGACUCGAAUAAUGAAAUGAAUGUCAAGUUACAUGGCACUGGAGUCAUCAUCAAAUGGGGACCUCAUAGUGACAUUAAGAUUGGGGUAAGGACGAUUUUUUUAAUUGGAAAGAAAGUUCUUGCUAUUUUAUGUUUUGUAAAGAAAGUUCUUGCCAUUUUUAAGUUGAAAAAACCCAAAGUUGCGCUUGGCAGCCUGUGCGUAACACGUUAUACGAUGAAACUUAUUUGUUUGAUUUGUAAAGAAAGUUUUUGCUAUUUUUUUGUUCUGUAAAGCAAGUUCUUGCCAUUUGUAAUUUGUAAACAAAGUUCUUGCUAUUUUAUGAUCUGUAAAGAAAGUUCUUGCUAUCGUAAGCUUUGUAAAGAAAGUAAUUGCCAUUUCUAAGUUGAAAUAACCCUAAAGUUGCGCUUGGCAGCCUGUGCGUGACAUAUUAUACGAUGAAUUCCAUUUUACGGUUUGUAAAGAAAGUUCUUGCUAUAUUAUGUUUUGUAAAGAACGUUUUUGCUAUUUCGUCUUCUGUAAAGAAAGUUCCUGCCAUUUAUUGAUUUGUAAAGAAAGUUUUUGCCAGUUUAUGUUUUGUAAAGAAAGUUCUUGCUCUUUUAAGCUUUGUAAAGAAAGUUCUUGCCGUUUUUAAUUAAAAAGAUCAAACGUUGCGUAUGGCAGCCUGCGCGUCACAUUUUAUACGAUGAAUAACAUUUUAAGACUUAUAACUAAAGUUCUUGCUUUUUUAAGAUUUGUAAAGAAAGUUAUUGCCAUUUCAUGGUUUUUAAAGAAAGUUUAUGACAUUUUAUAAUUUGGAAACAAAGUUCUUGUCAUUUUAAGCUUUGUAAAGAAAGUUUUUGCCAUUUUUAGGCCGACAGGUCGUCAAACGCCAACAUUCUUUGUGGUUUGUGUGGCAACUUCAAUGGUCAUCCAAGUGACGACCAUUGGCCACAAUUCGGCCUUGGCCCGGCCGCCUCUAUCUUCGAAUUCGUUGAAUCCUGGAAAACGGAUUCAGAAUGCGGAUUAGAAGACAUUUAUGGUCAAAGCGAGAGGGAUGUGGAUGAAAUCGAAAUGGAAGAUCAGGAUGAUGUGGAUGAUCAGUAGGUUUUGGACUUGAAAUGGAUAGAGAAUAGGCAUGGACUAGGGCUAACAUCUCCUAAAACCCUUAAUAUUUUAGUUGUUCCAAGCUGUUUUCCCCCUCAAAGCGAGCGGAACGUCGCAAAUUCUCGAAAAAUUGUCGAAAAAUGAAGAAACUUUCUUUACUCUCCGCCUGCCGCACCACUCUACCCUACUCUGACUUCCUCAAACAAUGUACAAUAUCAGUGUGUAAGUGUGAGGAGCUGAAUCGACGAAGAAAACGACAGAAUUCGAAGGUAAUGGAGCCAUGUUAUUGUAGACCCAUCCAUGACUAUGUUGGAGAAUGUGCCAAACGAGGGUUGUUGACCAUUGGUGGGUCGGAUAUGACGAAUCAUGAUGGUAGGGUUGUGAUUCAUCCCAAAUGCUCCGAUUUUCGACUUUUAAUUUGAAAAAUUUUUCAAUUUUUUGAAAUUUUUAAAAUUCAAAUUUGAUUUUUUUUUGAAAUAUUUGGAUCUCCACAGUAAAUACAUGUCAUAUUGUAAUUGCUAAACAUUUUUAAGUCACCUUUUGAAAAUAAAUCAUCACAUAUGCCUCCAACUGAUAAAAAAAGGUUUAUUAAGUACCAAUAACCAACAAUAAUUUAAAUUUAAGGCCGUUAUUGACAAAUAGAGAUCAUAACACAAUGUAGAAUAGUUAACAUAGAUCGUAUAAUUAGGAAUUGAUAAGUAAUCGAAUAUUUUUAAGAAUGAUAAGUUGAAAAAGAACAGAAAAAUGCCUUUAAAUACCCAUAAGUUAAGUUAUAAUAGGUUUUUCAGAUAAUCCUGAGCUCCCUCAAAAAGUCAGGUUGUUCAAAUAA
Messenger RNA from Bursaphelenchus okinawaensis, 6698 nucleotides. The record is from the annotation of a GenBank genome assembly. NCBI's taxonomy places the organism in Eukaryota, Metazoa, Nematoda, Chromadorea, Rhabditida, Aphelenchoididae.